Hydractinia symbiolongicarpus is the source of this 718-nucleotide messenger RNA. RefSeq lists its product as uncharacterized. Gene Ontology annotation, cellular component: mitochondrial small ribosomal subunit; ribosome. Gene Ontology annotation, molecular function: structural constituent of ribosome; small ribosomal subunit rRNA binding. Bases 16 to 594 code for a protein of 192 amino acids. The record is from RefSeq and is a predicted model, not a curated record. Gene Ontology annotation, biological process: mitochondrial translation. NCBI's taxonomy places the organism in Eukaryota, Metazoa, Cnidaria, Hydrozoa, Anthoathecata, Hydractiniidae. The transcript is spliced from 5 exons.
UUAAAACACGAAUUAAUGGCGGCAAAGUGUAUUUGCUCAGUUCAAAUAGUUCGAAGAAAAAUCAACUAUGCCGGGCAAACUAUUUCUCAUAACUCAAAACUCAACAUUUAUUAUUGUCAACACUGCAACAGUCCAUACGUACGAGUUCAUUAUUAUAUUUUCCUAAACAUGGAAAUCCUGCGAAAGAUUCAAGCUUCGAAAUCUUAUUUUUCACACAAUUUUUUGAAAAGAUCUAAUACAACGAUAAUGAAGAAUCUGAUGUCAACAUCACCCUAUUUAGGAAUUAAAGCAUCAGAACUCACAAAGGAAAACAUACCACCAAAUACAGGCUGCCCUGUUUGCAGCCGAGGUAUAACAUUUAAAAUGACCGAUGUUUUAUUUUUAUCACAAUUCAUGACUCCAGAAGGGCAUAUGAUUAAUCGAAGGAAAUCAGGUGUCUGCAAGAAACAACAAAGAAAAAUAUUCAAAUUUAUUCACAUAGCCAGAAGAAUUGGGCUGCUUCCAAGGAUUGUUCCUAAAGAUGGUGGACCACCACCAAUCUAUGGCCAAAAAUCAAAAUCACUUUACCAAAGAACAUAUAAAUCUAAAUUUUAGUUUUUCUACCAGCACAACGUGCGUAUAAUCUUUGUAUAUAUAUUUCAUACAACAACAUAUGAAAACAAAAAAAGGAUGAUUGCAUUUUAUUUUAAAUCUAUAAAAUACUAUGGCCAACUUUGGA